CACAGGCUUCUGCUUGGGCCUUUGACUAUGGUCUAAUUUAAACCACUGCUGCAUGAAGACCGAAACAAUUUGAAUCAGUGUGUACAGACUUGCUAUAGUAGGGUGAGGUGUGUGGCUGACCUAAGUCCACAUAACUUGAAGGAGUUGCUUGGUCUUGUGCCUGAAGCUCGUGCAGGGAGCCCCCGGGGGUGUAGGGUGGAUACUGUACACCCGUUUCUGCAAAGUUUCCACCCUGUCUUUCCGCUGGUAACCCUGGCUGGCUGCCUGUUGUCUUCGCAGUAGGUGAUGUAAGGCCACGGCGUGAGGAGUGACAUACUGUACAAUACAUCGUGAGGAAAGCCAGACAUAUUGGCUGCACUCACACUGUGCUCAAAUCCAAAUCACUGCUGCCUGAGAUCCAAUUUUCUUUAAAGCACGUGGAAACCUUGUAUUUUAAGCUCGUUUUGUGUUCAAGUUGUGAUCCGUUUCUGACACCAGUCAGAACAAAUCACACACCUGAAUUGACUCGCAAAGAAACUGUCACAAAAACUUCACACCCGAAGUGCUCACGCAGAAGAGAGGGGGAGGACUGAGCGAGCGAGUGAUCGUCCGAGUGACCGACAGCCCAACCGACAGACAGACAGAUUGAAUGAAGCUGCACCUGGUGCUUCUGAGGGCCUUUUCCAUGUUUUGAUUUGCUCCAUUUUUUACUUUCAAAACUUGGUUUCACCGAGCCGCUCCCUGCCAUGCCGUCCAACAGUCCUGCAGCUGCCGAGCCGCCCCAGACACCAGAGAAUGAAACAGCCAAAAAUGUGGGUGAAGAUGGAGCAGACCAGGACAGUCCGGAGGAGGGGACGCCAGCGAGCCCCCGCAACAAGCGCAGAGUGGGUCGUCCUGGCAGGAAACGCAAACAGCUGCUUCCUGAGAUGGCGACCUCUGACCCUUGUGCAAACGCCCCCCCAACCCCACCUGAAGAGCCGGAGCCCUCCCCCUCCCCUCGUAAGAAGCGCGGGCGUCGGAAACUAGAGCAAACCGAGAAGAAUAAGGACGAGCCAGAUGACAGAAACUGCGACUCCCCCAGAGAGAAAGAGACUGGGAGGCUGCGGAGGAGGCCAGUCCCCAGAGUCACUUUCCAGGCUGGAGAUCCGUACUACAUCAGCAGGAGACAGAGAGAAGAAUGGCUCAGCCGCUGGAAGAUAGAGGCAGAGCGACGGGCGUACAGAGAGGCAGAGAUGAACAUGAUGGACGACCUAUCAGAGGGUGACUUUCACAAAGAGGAGGAGCCAGCCAGCCCAGCACCUCCCCCUUCACAACAACACACAGACCCCGCCUCUCCAACAGUCGCUGUGACACCAGAGCCGGUUGCAAGUGGAGAACAGGCCACACCCAGCGAGGUAGAGUACCAGGAUGGCAGGGGCUUCGGCAUCGGCACUCUGGUGUUUGGGAAGCUGCGAGGUUUCUCAUGGUGGCCCGGAAGGAUCGUUUCCUGGUGGAUGAGCGGCCGAAGUCGAGCUGCAGAUGGAACUCGCUGGGUGAUGUGGUUUGGAGACGGCAAGUUCUCUGUGCAGAGUCACAGAAGAUGCUCAGAAAGGGGACCCAAAGUCCUUCCACAAAGAGUUUGUGUGGAGAAGCUGAUGCCUCUGAGCUCUUUCUCAUCUGCCUUCCACCAGCCCACCUACAACAAACAGUCCAUGUAUCGGAAAGCCAUCUUUGAGGCUCUGCAGGUGGCCAGUGUACGAGCUGGAAGGCCAGUUCCUUCCUGUGAUGCAAGCGAUGAUGCAGAUGGCGUAGAGAUUCAAACCAGACAGAUGAUAGAGUGGGCCAUGACUGGCUUCCUUCCCAGUGGUCCACAAUCACUGGACCCUCCAGAGGGUGAGAAAAAUACUUAUAAGGAAGUGUACCCAGAGAUGUGGGCAGAACCUGAGGCAGCGUACACGCCUCCACCUGCCAAGAAACCGCGCAAGAACGCAGCUGAAAAAGCAAAGAUCAGAGAGGUGAUCGACGAAGGGACCAGAGAGAGACUCAUAUUUGAGAUAAAAAAGAAGACCAGGAACAUAGAAGAUAUCUGCAUCUCCUGUGGAAGCCUCAACGUCUCUCUGGAGCAUCCUCUCUUCGGGGGAGCAAUGUGCCAGGGUUGCAAGAACUCAUUCCUGGAGUGUGCCUACCAGUACGACGACGACGGCUACCAGUCCUACUGCACCAUCUGCUGUGGAGGCAGGGAAGUGCUCAUGUGUGGCAACAACAACUGCUGUAGGUGUUUCUGUGUGGAGUGUGUGGAUCUUUUAGUAGGCGCCGGCUCGGCGGCAGCAGCCAUCAAAGAAGACCCCUGGAACUGUUAUAUGUGUGGGUCCCGGAGCACCUACGGGUUACUGCGGCGAAGGGACGACUGGCCCUGCAGACUACAGCACUUCUUUGCCAACAACCAUGAACAGGAAUUCGAGCCAGCCAAGUUAUAUCCUCCUGUCGCAGCAGAGAAGAGGAAACCAAUCAGAGUUCUCUCCCUGUUUGACGGCAUUGCUACAGGUCUGUUGGUGCUGAAGGAUUUGGGCAUCCAGGUUGACAAGUACGUGGCGUCUGAGGUAUGUGAAGACUCCAUCACUGUCGGCAUGGUUCGACACCACGGUCGCAUCAUGUACGUGGGUGACGUACGCAACGUAACACACAAACAUAUCGAAGAGUGGGGACCAUUUGACCUGGUGAUAGGAGGAAGUCCCUGCAACGACCUCUCUAUCGUCAACCCUGCAAGAAAAGGCCUUUACGAAGGAACCGGCCGCUUGUUUUUCGAGUUUUACCGUCUGCUGCACGAGGCUCGACCAAAGCCGGGAGAUGAGCGGCCGUUCUUCUGGCUGUUUGAGAACGUGGUCGCUAUGGGAGUUAGCGACAAACGGGACAUCUCCCGAUUUUUAGAGUGUAACCCAGUGAUGAUUGAUGCCAAGGAGGUCUCUGCCGCCCACCGCGCUCGCUAUUUCUGGGGAAACCUGCCAGGCAUGUCCAGACCUUUGUCUCCCAUGACGAAUGACAAGCUUGACUUACAAGAGUGCCUCGAGCACGGACGCACAGCCAAGUUUGAGAAGUUGCGUACGAUAACGACACGCUCCAACUCUGUGAAGCAGGGGAAAGACGAGCAUUUCCCCGUCUUCAUGGACAACAAGGAGGACAUCCUCUGGUGUACCGAGAUGGAAAGAGUGUUUGGUUUCCCCGUCCACUACACCGACGUGUCCAACAUGAGUCGUCUGGCCAGGCAAAGGCUGCUGGGGCGUUCCUGGAGCGUCCCCGUCAUCAGGCACCUCUUCGCCCCACUCAAGGAGUACUUUGCCUGCAACUAGUCACACACCACCUACUCUCUCUCCCACACACACACAUACAAACAUACACAAACAGUAUGUAAUGACAGACACACACAGAUAACUACACACAGUAUACAGCUAGUACAUGAAGGUUGGCUGACGCAGGAUGACGCAGAUGACCGGACAUACACACAUACACAUACACACACACACACACACACACACAAUGUAAAGGACUGCUUCCCUAGAUCCCAUGUAGACCACUGGCUGACCUUAGUCCCCUGGUGCUACCUUGAUUUUCACACACACACAAACACACAUUGGUGCACACACAAACUUCCUGUCCAACCUUGAAACUGGUGUCUUCUGGCUUUACUGUGUCAUAGUAGCUGGAAUUCAAACCUCCAGAGGGUGCAAAAGUUUUCUGUUUUUAACACCUCUCUAAAAACAUCACACCAAUGAAUCCCUCUGAACCGUAACACUUAACUGUAUUCGUGCGUAAUGACAGUGCUGCUGGUGUAUUACCGUGCAAUGAACACAAAUAUACAAACAAACACACACACCAGUUAAUGCUCGUGGUGCUGGUCAGGCAGUGUUAGAGUCCAAAUGGUGCCACUUUAAUACAACACUUUUAAAGUUUUUGGUGCUCUUGGAGACUGAACGGUCUCCGGUUGUUUCAGUCGCUACAGUUUUGUGUCCCCAAGUGAGUAAAACCAAAUGCUUACAAGCAGGUGGAGGCACGAGAGGGCCAUUUUUAAGAUCUAUUAUUGUGUCAGAUUUAGUCAGAGUGUGCAAGGGAAAAAACGCAAGUCAGCUGUGUUGAGAUAGAUUCACGUGAAGCCUUUUUUAACGUGACUACAACUAAAUUAGAUUGUUAAAGCUGCUCUGGAGGCACACAUAAUUGUAAUAGUUGAGUUAAACCUCACUGAUCCGAGCCAAAAUAACACCAAGGUCUUCAUCUUCUCCUGAGGAAGACCAGUUGUGGCUGAAAUGUUGUCAGUGAUUCCUGCAAUAUGAAAUACUGAAAUAAAAGAGUGAUUUUGGGGGGGGGGG
This is a messenger RNA of Micropterus dolomieu (smallmouth bass), 4319 nucleotides long. Its product is annotated as DNA (cytosine-5)-methyltransferase 3A-like. Gene Ontology annotation, molecular function: methyltransferase activity. Gene Ontology annotation, biological process: negative regulation of DNA-templated transcription. NCBI's taxonomy places the organism in Eukaryota, Metazoa, Chordata, Actinopteri, Centrarchiformes, Centrarchidae. Gene Ontology annotation, cellular component: cytoplasm; nucleus. The coding region runs from base 726 to 3305 and encodes 859 amino acids. The transcript is spliced from 24 exons. The record is from RefSeq and is a predicted model, not a curated record.